Messenger RNA from Oncorhynchus masou masou (cherry salmon), 2064 nucleotides. RefSeq names its product brain-enriched guanylate kinase-associated protein-like. Gene Ontology annotation, cellular component: synapse. The coding region runs from base 1 to 2064 and encodes 687 amino acids. The transcript has 6 exons. The record is from RefSeq and is a predicted model, not a curated record. Lineage: Eukaryota; Metazoa; Chordata; Actinopteri; Salmoniformes; Salmonidae.
AUGAAAAAGAUAUAUAUUGGGAAAACAGCACUCAAAGCCGGGAGAAAUGGUUGCAAGCAUCAGAAAAGAAGUUCUCUACAUGAUCACAAGGAUGAUCUUCGCAAGCGUCUGUCUUACACCACCCACAAACUAGAGAUGGUGGAGUCUGAGUUUGACUCCACCCGUCAGUACCUGGAGACGGAACUCCGUCGAGCCCAGGAAGAGUUGGAGAAAUUCACUGACAAACUACGCAGGAUCCAGAGCAGUUAUGCAGCUCAACAGAGGAUCAAUCAAGACCUGGAGGACAAGGUGCACAGGACGUCCCAGCACCAUGAGGAUGAGAAAAGAGCGCUGAGUCGAGAGAUUAUUGUCCUCAACAAUCACCUCAUGGAGGCCAAGAUCACCAUUGAAAAGCUCAGAGAGGACAAUGACCUGUACAGAAAGGACUGUAACCUGGCAGCACAGCUCCUACAGUGCUCCAAGUCACACCACAGAGCCCACAAGCUAUCUGAGCUGCCCAUUGACUUCCAGGAGCGGGUGAGCUCCCACAUGGAGAAGCAAGGCCGGGGUGUCACCAUGGCGCUGUGCCACUCGCCCUACUCCGACGCUGUGCCCACCGCCGUCAUUGCCAAGGUGCUAGAGAAGCCGGAGCCGGGCAGCAGCAUCCCCAACACCCGUUCACCCAGCCCCCAGCCAUUGGAGGAUGAGGGCCAUGACCAUAACUUUGUGCCCGCUAGCGCGGGCGGCGGCACCGAAAGCCUCCGGCGCCGCACAGCUUACCGCACAUCGGACCUGUACUGCAGCGACACAGCCCUCUACUGCCCCGAGCGCUGGCAGGAGCGCAGACAGAGCGUGGAUGUCCAUGCCCGCCCCAUGGGUCUCCUCCUCCAGUCCCAGAACUCCACAGACUCCAACCCCGAGGAGGAAGCCUUCCAUUCGGGUAACUUCUCCCAUCACGGGGCCCACUCUUUCCAUGGAGAGUUUGCUGCGGGCUCCUUGAGGGCCUCUAGCUCCUACUCCAGCUUCAGCCAGGCAUCGGAAGACGAGAAGGGCGGGGAAGGCUGCGGCGGUGGCCCCAGUAGCACCAUGUCCUCCUCCCACCAUGGGCUCUACAUGGACUGGCGGGAUGGAGGUUACGGCGAGCGAAAGAGCACCUCAUCCUAUGAGAAGGACAGCCCUCCUGGCCACAGUGUCUUCCCCAAAUCCCACAGCUUCCAGCACAUGGCAAUGCCACCUUCCCCCAGCCCUGCGAAAGGCGGCGGUGGCUCUUCACCGGCUUACGUAUGCACAGCAUCCUGCGGCUACAGUGAGCCAUACCACUCGCCGCUCAUCGCAUCGUCACACAGUGUGGGCUCAGCCCAGGGAGGAGGACCCCGGGGUGUGGAGCGCUCCGAUAGUCAGGCCAGCAUGGUCAGCAUGGGUGUCCCCACCGAGGAGGAACUGACUGGACGCUGGAGGCAGCUGAGCGUAGAGGACAUCAACUCGUACUCCUUCAACCGCAACCCUGGCCGUGUGUCUCCCUACAGCUUCUCCGAGCAGCACUUUGCCAUGGGCCCGGCCAAGAUUAAACUGGGGCCUCUCUACAGCAGCUUCCAUGAGGGGGACGACAACGUCUUCCUCCACAGCCAUGUGCUGGACCAGUGCUUGGCUGCUGCUGCCAGUGGUGGCCUCUCACCCAGCCCCAGUCCCAGUCCCAAACACCCCAGCCUGGGCCUGCGGGGCAAGCCGGACAAUCCCCCGCCCCUGUACAGAGCCACGGUAGACAGCCAGGACUCAGAGUGCAGCCUGCAGUUCCUCUCAGGGAGCCUUAAGGAUAAGGAGAGCGGGGCUGCUGGAGCGGCAGGGGGGAGCAUGAACAAGGAAUACGUGGGCGUGAGCCCCAACAGCUCAGCUGAGUCCUUACAUCACCAAAGCUCCCUGGAAGCCUCCAGUCUGCAGCACUGCCAGAGGGAGAGAAUGAGGCCCAGCCCGGCACUUCCCAAAAAGAGUUCUCAACAAUACCAAACAUUUGGAAGCACAGGAACAGGACUGAGCAGGAAGGACAGUCUGACCAAGGCCCAGCUGUACGGCACCCUCCUGAAUUGA